Pungitius pungitius (ninespine stickleback) is the source of this 2997-nucleotide messenger RNA. Its product is annotated as semaphorin-3D. NCBI's taxonomy places the organism in Eukaryota, Metazoa, Chordata, Actinopteri, Perciformes, Gasterosteidae. Gene Ontology annotation, cellular component: plasma membrane. The transcript has 18 exons. The record is from RefSeq and is a predicted model, not a curated record. Gene Ontology annotation, biological process: semaphorin-plexin signaling pathway; neural crest cell migration; negative regulation of axon extension involved in axon guidance. Gene Ontology annotation, molecular function: semaphorin receptor binding; chemorepellent activity. The coding region runs from base 181 to 2475 and encodes 764 amino acids.
GAGCGAGCGGCUCGUCCCCGCGUAUGUUCACUGUGUCCAUCCCGCGAGGAGCCCGCAGGUGAGCUGACACGGACCGAACCGGACCGGGACUAAAAUACCGAGGGACACAAUAACAGAGUCCGGUUCCUGCUCGCUCAGACCGAGAUCCGACCCACUUGACCUUCCUCACUGCCGUCUCUUAUGCCGGCGCCGGGAGCCGGAGGGGCGGAGCCUCCUCGGAUGCUGAUACUGUGCCUCCUCCCGCUGCUGUGGCUGCAACCGGCGGACGCCGAGGCCACGAGGCAAGGCGGACCGCGGUUGCAGCUCUCGCACUCAGAUCUGAGGAACGGUUCGGCCCUCUUCUGGGAAGGCGGAGUCAGCGGCGGCUAUCAGGCCCUGCUAUUGGACGAGGAUCGAGGGUGGCUGCUGGUGGGGGGGAAGGACCACGUCUACCUGCUGAGCGCGGACGGCUCGGACCUCAAGGCGCACGCGCAGGUCCACUGGCCGGCCUCCACGGAGCACGUGCAGCGCUGCCAGCUGGCCGGCAAGAGUCUGGAGACGGACUGCGCCAACUUUGUGCGUCUGCUGCAGCCGCUCAACAAAACCCACGUUUACGCCUGUGGGACCGGAGCCUUCCACCCGCAGUGUGCCUACCUGCGCCUGGGCCACACCGCACAGGAGCCGUUGUCCAUACUGUCUCACACAGUGGAGUCUGGCAAAGGGAAAUGUCCCUUCAGUCCCACGCAGGCGUUCACCGCUCGAUUGACUGACGGUGAGCUCUACGCAGGGACCCCCGUGGACUUCAUGGGGGUCAACGCUGCGGUCUUCCGUUCUCCGGUCCGGUGCAGCAGCCACAAUCACAUCCGGACCGAAGCCAACGACCAGAACUGGCUCAACGAGCCGGACUUUGUGGGCUCCUUCUCCAUCCCCGACACCCACAGCCCGGACGACGACAAGAUCUACUUCUUCUUCAGGGAGCGGGCGGCGGAGGCCGACCAGUGGGACCAGCGGGUGUACAGCCGGGUGGCUCGGGUCUGCAAGAACGACGUUGGAGGGAAGCGGAGUCUCAUCAACCGCUGGACCACCUUCCUCAAGGCCCGGCUGGUCUGCUCCGUCCCCGGCCCGUCCGGGGUCGACACGCAGUUCGACGAGCUCGAGGACAUCUUUGUUCUGGAGACCAAAGACCCUCAGAACCCGACCGUCUACGGCGUCUUCAGCACUUCCAGCUCCGUGUUUCCCGGCUCGGCGGUGUGCGCGUACUCGAUGGCGUCCAUCCGAGCGGCUUUCAACGGGCCCUUCGCCCACAAGGAGGGCCCCGACUACCGCUGGGUCGAGUACAAGGGCCGCAUCCCGUACCCGAGGCCCGGCACGUGUCCCAGCGAGACGUACGACGCGCUGCACAAGUCCACCCGGGAUUUCCCCGACGAGCUGGUGAGCUUCAUGCGGCAGCACCAGCUGAUGUGGGAGGCCGUAAUGCCCCUGGGGGGUCGGCCCGUGCUGACCCGGGUCAACGCCCCCUCCGCCCUGAGGAGGCUGGUGGUGGACCGGGUGGAGGCCGAGGACGGGCCCUACGACGUCCUGCACCUGGGCACAGAUGAUGGGAAGGUGCUGAAGGCGGUAUCGUUUGUCAAAGACAGCCUGGACAGGGAGGAGAUCAUCCUGGAGGAGCUGACCAUUUUCAAGAGUCCGACUCCCAUCCUGAGCAUGCAGCUGUCCACUAAGAGACAACAGCUGUUUGUGUCCAGCGAGGAGGGGGUGGCCCAGCUGGGGCUCCAGAGGUGUAAUCUGUACGGGUCGGACUGUGCCCAGUGCUGCCUGGCCAGAGACCCGUACUGCUCCUGGGACGGCCAGACCUGCUCCACGUACUUCCCCUCCAGCAGGAGGCGGGCUCGGAGACAGGAUGUAAAGCACGGAGACCCCUGGAGCCAGUGCCCCGUCACAGAGGACAACCCGCACUCUGUGGAGGUGAAGCCGGUGUUUGCCGUGGAGGGGAACGCCACCUUCCUGGAGUGUGUUGCUCGCUCGCCGCAGGCGGCGCUCCGGUGGACGCUGCAGCCCGCCGAGGACCAAGAGCCCCGAGAGCUCCAUCAGAGCGGCGAGGACGACCGCUCCCUCCGCACCGGGCGGGGGCUCCUGGUGCAACGCCUGCAGGCGGCCGACUCGGGCCUCUACACCUGCGCCGGCCACGAGCACUCCUACCGCCAGGUGCUGGCCCGCUACCGCGUCCACGUCAUCCCCAGCCGCGGCCUGCGCGCACCGCCGGGCCCCCGGCCCCCAGCGGGGAAGGCCGCUCCGGCUCUGGCUCUCUGGUACUUCUGGCCCCACCAGCAGCUUCCACCGAAGAGCUACAAGGACUUGCGCCGGGUGGCCGUGGAGCAGGACUGCGAGCAGCUCUGGUACCGAGAGAAGCGGCGGCAGCAGAAGCUGCGCAACUUGAAGCAUGAGAGCAAGAAGGCCCGGGUGAGGAGGAACAACCCGCCGGAGGCCGCGCUCUAGUAGUCCACGCGAACACUGUGCGGGGAAUAUUUUCACCUCUUUAUCGUUCUGUCGAGGAGCGGUUGUCUGUGCUCUCUUUAAGAAACCAGACUCCAUUGGUAAAAAAUAGGGAUUUUACCUCUCAGCUCAGGAACUGCUGCUCUGAUCAACCAAAUUGUUUAAAUCAUUGGGUGACUUUAAGGGUUAGUUCAGAUUCACCCAGGAACUAACACACCAACAAGCACCAGCGGCCCCAGUGUUCUGAGAAUCUGAAUUUCUAUUUGUAUCGAUUGAGUCCUGGUCCUCAUACAAGCCCAGUUCAAAACAUCAUAACAAAAUCUAGCACUGGUAGUGAUGAGAAGAGAAUAUUUUCCUUGAAUGUUUUGAAUUUCAUCCACAAUUCAACCAUGCUUUUUUUUCUGUCCGAAUGAUGUAUUUCAACCUGAAGAUGGCAGCAGAUUGUAGCUGAUGGCCGACACAGAGGACAAGAUAUAUAUAUAUAUAUAUAUAUAUAUAUAUAUAUAUAUAUAUAUAUAUAUAUAU